AUGGGUCUCAGGCAAUUCAAUCUUGACCUAAGGGUCGCGAUAGAAGCUCUUGAUAGCUUCCCUAAUGUAUCAAAUCUACGCAAGGGCGACUCCGAUGGAGAGAUCGCUUUCACUUAUACUCACGAAGCAGAAAACGAAGCCGAAUUACCCCCAAUCGAUGUUCAGGCCCUAUCAAGAGAUGCGGACUCGUAUCCAAACCACCCAGGCUUUAUGGUCUUCACUUCCUCGGAAACACCCACAGACCUAGAGAAGUGGCUGGAAGAGACCUCCAGCUUGACUGAUGGCAAGAGUAUCGCGGAUGCCGUCACAUUGAUUUCCAGCAUGUUAUCGACAAAGCUGAGCCCUUCAGAUCAGUCAACUUCACAGACGCCGACCUAUUAUGGCGAAGAAUCGGAUGUUGAUCUACUCUCCGAUGACGAAGACUCCUUCUUCGAAGCCGAGUUCGAUGAGAUAGAUCUUGACCCGUUACUACCUGGCGGAUCUGUCCUGGAGAACACCACUGCAACCGAUGAUCCAGACUCAAUGGCACGUCUGAAGCGUCACUUACGAGAAGCCAAACAAGAGGGUUUCUGCAUCUCCAUCCCGCCUGAAGAAAUACGACGAUCGUCUUUCGGCUUCUUCUCGCUCUCUAUUCGAGUAUGCAAACUUGGGAUUUCCGAAGAAGCCUUGGAAGCUUGGGGCCUUGAGCCUACCGAAUACAUCGUCAUGCUUUGCAAGCUACCAUCAACUUAUCCUCAUGUAUUGGAUUUCCAGCGUCUUCCUCCCGACCAAACCCGAAUGCACUUCAGAUUCGGUAAAUGCAGUAGUCCGCGGCCAAGUUACAAGUCCAUGAGGCAGAUGCUGGCAGGAGUGGACGAUCCAGCAAUGCAAACAAACAGAGACGAAGAGAGCACGGGUUCCUUCAUUCCGCUUUAUAUGUCGUUGUCACUUGACGCACUUCUUAACCGUUUAUUUCCAACCCUUUUACGGCUGCGACGAUCGGAAGGGAUAUCAUGGGAUGAAGCACGGGAACUGGAAUACAACUUGAGCCUAGGUCGCCAUUUUAGAGACAUUUCAAAUCACGCUCAAGAUAUGGAUGUCUGUCAGGACCGAGACUCGUCUGACGAUUGGUUUGAGCUUGAGUUCCUUCGGCAUGAUUACCUAUCAAGAAAUGCAGACGAGCUCAACAUUGUUCUUAUUGCGAUGCAAUUCGGCCUCCAGAGAUUGAUCAAAUGCACCAAGUACUGUCUGGUUUGCCAUCGAAGAGCAAAAGGAGGGUUUGAGGCCGUAAAACCUUUUGUUUGUGAGAAUGAGCUUUGUCUCUACCAGUAUUUUUCCCUUGGUUUCGGCCAGAGCAUCGAACACGAGAUUAUCAACAAUCCAUACGUGGUCGACCUUCUUGUGAGCUUCUUCUAUGCUGCUGUCACCCGUUCCCGUCUCCGCGAGUUCCCCAGAGGACUAGGUCUCAAGUGUCCCUCGUCAGCGUUUACAACGAGUGCUUCUACCCCGAUCAGAGCUGAUGCUUACUUCAAAGCUGGCAUGUUGAGGUUUGAAACCAAAGACCUUACUACAUGCAGAACUAUCAAAGCGGGCCAUUGGUUACUGCUUUUCGUUCCUGGAGUGAACACACCGGAUUCGCAUACACCAGCCAUAAGAACAUAUCGCGAGAAACAUAUCUGCUACAUCGAAUCGUGCAUCGACACCGACUUGACGUUCAAGGUCAUGCAUACAUUCACGAGUCUUGACAAUAUAGGACAGGAAGCCCCAGAGAAUUCCGUGAACCAGAUUACCCAACCUACCCCAGGCGGGGUAAAAGUGUUGGUUUUCAAGUAUGGGCAAGACAUCGACGAACUCGAAGAUGGGGCCCGUGACGAAGCGCUCAACUUCAUGACCAGUUGCAUUCCACCCGUGCAAACAAUGAGGCAAUACCUAACAGAGGUGCCCGGGCGCCGACUAUCUGGUUGGAGAGGAAUGGAUGGGUCAACACUCCGUCUGCUGAACUGGAUCGUUUCCUCGAAUAGAUCACAUAUUGUACAGGAUAGCCCAGUUCCUGGAUCUUCUACAACAGAGGAACAAACGCAGAAUGGAAACCUUGUCUGUGGCAUGAAACGCAACUGGAUGCAGUUUCGUUUUGCUCAGGGCUCUCCUGAAAAGGAACUCAUUUUUUUCAAUGAGCUGCAGAAAAUACCGAGAUCUCAAAACGGGAAAAACUACCCAACACUUUUCGCGUGGCAUGGAAGCCCUCUUUCCAACUGGCAUAGUAUCAUUCGAACCGGCCUUGACUUUUCGAACACGCUUCAUGGCCGUGCCUAUGGCAACGGCGUUUAUUUGGCAAGAGAUUUCGAGACUAGUCGCGGAUACUCCAACCGUGAUACGGGGAAAGGAUGGCCAAGCUCAGCACUGAAUGUCGCGAGUGCCAUCAGCUUGUGUGAGAUCGCCAAUAAUCCAGCUCAAUUUGUGUCGACAGAUCCCUUUUUCGUCGUCAACAGGAUCGAUUGGAUACAGUGCCGCUAUCUCUUUGUUCAAGUCCAAGCACGUCAACCAGAAUCCGCAGCCCCCCUGUCCUAUGAAGGACCAUUUCCUAAUAAGGUGCAGGAUUCGGAGUAUGUCGAACAAGACCCUGCUUAUCAAUUGACUUCCGGAUCGCAGCAACGAAUUCAUAUUCCUCUAAACGCCAUACCAAAGUCUCGUCGACGUGCAUUCAGGCAAGGCCAGCGGAAUGACACGGGCUCAUCCAUAGACCAUCCUAUCGUUCUCGAUGAUUCGGAUUCAAAUGGAAGCGCUAAUCUCGACGAUUCAACCUCAAUGGAAAACCCUGAAACCAGCGACGAUAUCGAUGUUCUACUAGCCUCGGAUGAUGAAGGUGAUGACCUGCAGUUCACGGGAACACGAAAAAGACGGCGGACGUCUAUAGACUCGGGUCUGGGCGAAACACAACGUGGACCUGACGAUGUAACACCAUUUAAACCAGGUCAACUUGACAUUGAUUCUCUACCUAAGCUCUCCGAGCCUACGUGGGCAUCAUCAUCACCAGCUGCUCUCCGCGCACUCAACGGCCAAAUCAAAGACCUACAAAAGACCCAGUCCAAAACCAACUUAGCCUCUCUGGGAUGGUACAUCGACUUUGACAAACUGGAUAACCUCUUCCAUUGGUUCGUUGAGCUUCACAGUUUCGACACGGAUUUGCCACUUGCCAAAGACAUGGCCAGCCAUGGAUGCUCGAGUAUCGUGCUUGAGCUUCGAUUUGGUGCUUCCUUUCCGAUCUCGCCCCCUUUCGUUCGUGUGGUCAGACCUCGCUUUUUGCCUUUUGCUCAAGGUGGUGGAGGUCACGUCACCAUUGGCGGCGCUAUAUGCUCAAAGUUGCUCACAAACUCAGGUUGGUCCCCAGCUCUUUCAUUGGAAAAGGUGUUCCUUGAAGUCAGAAUGAAUCUCUGCGAAAAGGAUCCCCCAGCUCGUCUCAGAAGAGCCAAUGGUUACAGUGGUAUUAGCAGUUCGAGGAACAUGGACUACAGCAUGUUCGAGGCUGUAGAUGCGUACCGACGGGCGGCUUCAUCUCAUGGAUGGCAGGUCCCAUCUGAUCUACAGAUGUUGCAAUCCAUGAGUAACGUCACGGAGGACUAA
This is a messenger RNA of Fusarium redolens, 3600 nucleotides long. RefSeq lists its product as uncharacterized. Lineage: Eukaryota; Fungi; Ascomycota; Sordariomycetes; Hypocreales; Nectriaceae. The record is from RefSeq and is a predicted model, not a curated record. The transcript has 2 exons. The coding region runs from base 1 to 3600 and encodes 1199 amino acids. Gene Ontology annotation, molecular function: NAD+ poly-ADP-ribosyltransferase activity.